Molecule: messenger RNA, 678 nt
Organism: Eruca vesicaria subsp. sativa (arugula)
Lineage: Eukaryota; Viridiplantae; Streptophyta; Magnoliopsida; Brassicales; Brassicaceae
Source: the annotation of a GenBank genome assembly
CUCUCCGCCACACCAAAUCUUCCAGCGAAAAUGGUGUCUCUAAAGUCCCAGAAGCGGCUCGCCGCGUCGGUGAUGAAGUGCGGGAAGGGAAAAGUUUGGCUCGAUCCGAAUGAAUCGGCCGACAUCUCCAUGGCCAACUCUCGACAAAACAUAAGGAAGCUGGUGAAGGAUGGUUUCAUCAUCAGGAAGCCAACGAAGAUCCACUCUCGCUCCAGGGCUCGUCGCAUGAAGAUUGCCAAGAUGAAGGGACGACACUCUGGUUACGGUAAGAGGAAGGGUACACGUGAAGCUAGGCUGCCGACAAAGGUGCUUUGGAUGCGUAGGAUGAGAGUUCUAAGGCGUCUUUUGAAGAAGUACAGAGAGUCGAAGAAGAUUGACAAGCACAUGUACCAUGACAUGUACAUGAAGGUGAAGGGUAACGUCUUCAAGAACAAGCGUGUGUUGAUGGAGAGUAUCCACAAGUCCAAGGCUGAGAAGGCCAGAGAGAAGACUUUGUCUGAUCAGUUUGAGGCUAAGAGGGCUAAGAACAAGGCUAGCCGUGAGAGGAAACAUGCUAGGAGAGAAGAGCGUCUUGCAAAGGGUCCUGGAGGAGAUGUUGCCCCUGCAGCCGCACCACCAGCUGCUGCUGCUACUACUGCUCAAACCGCAGAGGUACCAAAGAAGAAGUCCAAGAAGUGA